UUUUCUGGCUUUGUGCUUUUUGUUUUACUUUGAUUGCUUCUCUACUUUUAUUUCUGAUAAAAUGUUCUCACUUGUGCUGACUAGUCUUCUUAGACUGAAUUAGGCUCCUUCUGCCCUCUCUUCCAGGACUUGUACUAAUGGAAGAAGCAUAUGGCAUCUGUAAAGUUAAAUGCUACUCCCCCCCUCCACUUGGACCUUCUGCUUGAGACCUGCAUGUGACUUUUCACCUGCGAUCUACACUUUUUGUAUCUACUGACUUUGAUUACAGGAGAGUGUCUGAAGAUUUGUAUCAAAUGACGUCAAUGGCCAGCUUGUUUUCUUUCACUAGUCCAGCCGUGAAGCGAUUGUUGGGCUGGAAACAAGGUGACGAGGAAGAAAAAUGGGCAGAAAAGGCAGUGGAUGCUUUAGUGAAAAAGCUGAAGAAGAAGAAGGGUGCCAUGGAAGAGUUGGAGAAAGCCUUGAGCAGCCCAGGACAGCCAAGCAAGUGUGUCACUAUCCCCCGGUCCUUGGAUGGACGUCUGCAAGUUUCUCACAGGAAAGGCUUACCCCACGUUAUAUAUUGCCGUGUUUGGCGCUGGCCAGAUUUGCAGAGCCAUCAUGAGCUAAAACCAUUGGAUAUUUGUGAAUUUCCUUUUGGAUCUAAGCAAAAGGAAGUUUGUAUCAAUCCGUACCACUAUAAGAGAGUGGAGAGUCCAGUCUUACCUCCAGUGUUAGUGCCUCGUCACAACGAGUUCAAUCCACAGCACAGCCUUCUGGUUCAGUUCAGGAACCUGAGCCACAAUGAACCGCACAUGCCACAGAACGCCACGUUUCCCGAGUCUUUCCACCAGCCCAACAGCACUCCUUUCCCCUUGUCUCCUAACAGCCCUUACCCGCCUUCCCCUGCUAGUAGCACAUAUCCCAACUCCCCAGCAAGCUCUGGACCCGGAAGUCCUUUUCAACUCCCAGCUGAUACACCUCCCCCUGCCUAUAUGCCACCGGAUGAUCAGAUGGGUCAGGAUAAUUCCCAGCCUAUGGAGACCAGCAGCAACAUGAUUCCUCAGAUCAUGCCCAGCAUAUCCAGCAGAGAUGUUCAGCCUGUUGCCUAUGAAGAGCCCAAACACUGGUGUUCAAUUGUCUACUAUGAACUGAACAACCGUGUCGGGGAAGCUUUCCAUGCGUCGUCGACUAGUGUACUAGUAGAUGGAUUCACAGACCCUUCAAAUAACAAAAGUAGAUUCUGCUUGGGAUUGUUGUCAAAUGUUAAUCGUAAUUCAACUAUUGAAAACACUAGGCGACAUAUUGGAAAAGGUGUUCAUCUAUACUACGUUGGUGGGGAGGUGUAUGCCGAGUGUCUCAGUGACAGCAGCAUCUUUGUUCAGAGUAGGAACUGCAACUUUCACCAUGGCUUCCACCCCACGACUGUCUGUAAGAUCCCCAGCAGCUGCAGUCUCAAAAUCUUUAACAAUCAGGAGUUUGCUCAGCUUCUGGCUCAGUCAGUCAACCAUGGGUUCGAGGCCGUGUAUGAGCUCACCAAGAUGUGUACCAUUCGGAUGAGCUUUGUCAAGGGUUGGGGAGCGGAGUACCACCGACAGGACGUCACCAGUACACCAUGCUGGAUAGAGAUUCACCUCCAUGGGCCUCUGCAGUGGCUGGAUAAAGUCCUGACACAGAUGGGCUCUCCGCUGAACCCCAUUUCUUCUGUCUCAUAGUGCAGAAGUAUUCUUUUCAACUCUAUUUUUAGUGGACUUGUUUUAAUUUUAGAGGAAUUUCCAGUACAGAUACUGUGAGCUGACAUGGAAAAACAGAUAUUAUGGCUUAUUUUUUCUACGUAAUUGUGACCAACACAUUUGUAUUUUAUGAUGAUAUUACAUUUGUUUGUAUUCGUGUUCAUUGUGAUUAACUUUCAAAAGUACUAUCAACAAUGUAAAGUAUUCUGCCCCUGUUGAAAAGCUUAGCAUUGAUCUUCAACUGGAACGUGCUUCUGCUUAUUGUCCCAACAGUUUUUUUAUUUGAUAAUUUUUUACAAAGCAGUACAUCACAUAAUGAAAUUUUAUCCUUUAAGAGAGCAUAUAUUGUGGGAAGUAGAAGACGAUAUUCCUCUGGGAAUUUCUUUGUCCUGCCACCUUUGAAAAAGCAUAUAUUGUUUUGCAAAAACUUAAAGUAGGGGCUUAAAGGAAACUAUUGAAUCUUAUUUGAAGGAUACUGCAAUCCUAACAUGGUGUUCAGUGAAAGCAAGGUGGUCGAUUUCUGGAUGCCAUACAUUUACAUUUAAUAUAGCUAAGUGUUCGUCAGUAUAAUGGGACUUCAUGCUGUAUAUCUUUUGUAAAACAUUUCCUUUUUUAAAAUCUCAAGUAUUUGUCAUUUACUCACGUUUGUCAGAAUUCCUAUUUAACAGCUAGUUACUGUGUGCUCCGUGGCUGCGUUCAGCUUUGGUUGCUGCUUUGGGCCCAUAUGUCAAGAACUCUAACUUUACUGUGUAUUAAUCUUUUCAUUUUGCACUUUUAUGGGUGACUGUCUUAGUGUAGCCUCUGGUAAAGUGCUGGAGGUGACGGGGUCUGAGGCCCUCUCUGCUUCUUGGCUCUCCUUUGGACAACACUGCCUUUAGAUGACAGCUGGGAGCUGUGCUGCCUUUCUAGCCUUUACAUUUCAUUUAGUUUAUAACGUUGUUAUCUAUAGCUCUAGCUAAGGUGCCUGUUAACACACUACAAUGUUAUAAGUGUUACUGAUAUUGAAAGAUCAUGUACGAAUAGCUUUGCUGUGUACCAGACUUGUCAUAUGAGGACCUAUGCAGUAUAGCCAUCAGAGGCUCUUUGGUUGGCCCAAGAGUGAGGCUGUUGGUAUAAAUGAAUCACAGUGAAGGUUGGGAUAGUUUAUAUCAAAUGUCAUAAGGCAAAGAGUGUAGGCCUGUCUCUCUGCAUCAAUGCUCUGCCUCUUUUUUUUAUCCUUUUAGAACCUACAUGGAUGCUAAUCUCCAGAACACUGUCGGAUUUGAACAAUCUUAAGACACACAUUUGGUUCACUGUGCCUUGACCUUAGGACUUGUAACCACUUUCUAGGGAGCAGUCAGGUAGACAGUUAUGGCCUGGGAAUGAAGACACUACUUUGAUAAAGAAAAAGGCUUAAUUUGCCUAUCAGAGUGAGAAAUUUUAUUUUCUGGUGCCUUUUGAAAAUAUACAGAACUACUUUGUUCUUCUGCUGAAAGUUAUUUUGGUUUGACUUUUUACAGUGCCCUUCUUGCCUUUAUGAGGAACACAGCUUUUGGUGGGGGAAGAGAUGAUUCCUUUUGUUUUCUGUGUCAUUAUUUAUUGCCUUUCAGAGUGCAGCCAUUGGGUGGCUUUGCUCCUUCAGAGGGGGUGCCUUGCUGGCCUUCAGUAGCUUGAGCUGUAAACAUAAGUAUUCCAUAGUAUGAGUGUGUCAGCCCCAUGACAGAGGGAUGUCCACUUUAUACUGGAGUGCAGACACUGCUCAUUGUGUAUUUAGCAGGCUCAUGGCAGCCUUUAAGAACAAGUUUGUAGGAAUAUAUCUCGAGUUGAAUGACAGGUGGUACAUGUCUGUGAGCUUUAGUGAUGCCUGGAAACACGUGGCUUGCUUGUACCUUUUUUCAGCAGUGGGUUACAUGUUGUUUCUCCAGUCAUCAUAUCACGGGCCUCAGGCUUGUAGAGUCCUGUGUGAUCUGCUAUCUGUACCAUGGCAGGACUGAAGCUCUUAGUUGUUCUUAGUUUCAUGGGGAAAUCCCAACCUGUUCCACAACUGUUGUACACUCUGUAAAUGGAGACUGUGUAUUCUUCUGGCUUCUGUGCUGUCUGAGGAUAUACAUACGUCUGUGGGCUACCAGACCAGUGCAGUGCUGGUACAGUGCCUCUCUGAGAUGGCUGUCAUGGAGCGCAUGCUGGCCCUGAGUGUGCUGAGCUGUUUGAGCUCGCCACCCUCCGUCUCUGCCUCUGAAGUGCUAGGAUGAGGGACAUUCACCAUCAUACCCGGCUUCUGUCAUCCUAAGGAUUAGUGUCAGACUUCACACAUGCUAGGUAAGGACUCUGCCGACUCAAUGACACAUCCCUAGUUCAGCAAUCACAUUUUAGCAUCCAAAAUACAUUAAUAUCUGCCAGGGAAAAAGAUAGAUUUGCAAAUAAUAAAGAUCGCCAUCAGUUUGAUAAAUUGUGCAAAUGGAAGAAUCAAAAUCUCAGCAAUGAGUUACAGCAACAAGUUGCUGGCUAGAAAAAGCAGGACCAAGAGGUACAUUUGACUAGUAUACCUUCAGGGUAGCAUGAUGACCUGCUGCUGUCACCAAACUGAAUUUAAGGGCUGUAAGUAGGCAUGCUGUGGGCCUUCCAGAAUUAGAGAAAAUUGGAAGAGGAAAUCAGUUUUAAAAUAGUAAAAGCUGGGUAAUGGUGUCACAUGCCUUUAAUUCCAGCACUCUGGAAGCAGAGGCAAGCAGGUCUCUGUUUGAGGCUAGCCUGGUCUACAGAACAACUUCUACACAGAGAAACUGUCUUGGAGGGAAAAAAAGAAAAAAGAAAAGUAAAAUAGCAAACAAAUAGAACAGGGUAUGAAUCCUCCCCUCCCCCUUUCUAUGUUUCAUGGUUUCUGGUAUAAGAGAAGUAGUCGUAGACGUGGCUAAGUUGCUAAGGUGAAACCAGUAGUAAGAUUGCUAAAUAUAACACUUCAACAGGCUACCCUAAUGAUGCAGAGAGGAGAUGUGCCAUUUUCAUAACAUUUGCAAACUGGACACCCUUUGGGGACGUGAGUGACAGUAAUGUUGCAAUGUGAAAUGAACUGUAAGAGUAAGACUUGGGGGUUACCUCGCAUUCUCCAUACUGCCUGAGAGGACUGUCGGAGAUUUCCGUCCCCUGCCAGUAGUGCCUUUGUGAGGAGAGAGUGGAUGAAGAAAUGAAGUCUUACUGGUCCAGGGCAUGCCUGUCAGUGGUGUCAUUGGUGCUUCUGUGCAGAGAGCACAAGCGGCUCAGCUCUGUGUCUUCACACCUUGUCUGCUCAUUUGGCUAGCAGUACUUGGGUCCCUGUCACUGGCCUCUCUUAAAGUCCUGUCUCUUUGCUUCCUGAAGACUCUCAAAAAUAUUAUUUUUUAUUACUUUAAAAAGUUGUUUUUGUUGUUUUGAGACACACUCUCUGUACAGUCCUGACUGGCCUGGAAAUUACUCUGUAGGCCAGCCUCAAACUUGAAGUAAUUCUCUUGCCUCUGCCUCUGGAGUUCUGGGAUUGCAAGCUUGUACUGCUGAGUACAGUGACCUCUGAUGAUUUUUAAAAUUCAGCCCCUGGUGAUGGUUUGGUUUUAGAUCUGUUAGCUUUGUCUGAACCUUUCUUUGUCCUGCCAAGUAAAUCCUCUGCUAUCUGGGGUCUCAGGAGAAAUGUUUGUUCUCAGUAUAAACACAGCUAAAUAUUGGUGGUUUAUAGGUGGCCUUAGAUAGUAGCGAGAACAUCUUUUUUUAAAGGAAUCUCCAGUUAGGUGGGUAUUUCUCUCACAGCAGUAGGAUCUUCCCCUUUGGAAGAUACCAGUUCUUACAAGUUUUUCUUGUUAAAAUAAUACAUUUAUGGGAAGUGAAAUUUAAGGCUUUGGUUCUACACUAACAGAAUUCUAUUUGAUGGACAACUUGGACAGUUCUGUGGACUUAAGUGGAUUCCAGUGUGCUGAGAGGAAGGAUAGCAGUAUUUAAGCGUGUCAUCAGGCCUUGCUCAUCUCCCUGUCUAGGGCUAUAAGUCAAUGCUAGAGCACUUAGUAGGCGUAAAGCCCAGUGUUUGGUGCCCAGCACUGCACAGAACUCAGGUUACACCUGUACUGAAAUUGACCACCUACAACUGGAUGAUAUGCCAGGAUGACGAUGUGAAAGGAGAUUCACAGUGAUGUGUUUAGAAACAAGAAUGUAUGUUAAUACAUUGAACUGGUGACAGUUGCUGUUUAGUUAGUGACCUCUUCCCCAGCAAAGAGUCCUAGAGCAGACUGUCCUCAGAAGAGAAGCGACUGGCGUACUCCUUGUCCAGAUAACUUUGUUUUUAAAUCGGCAUAAAUAGUUAUCCUUUAAGGGUUUUUUUGAAGUUAUUACUCUUUUUAAAAAGUUAAAUUUUUUGUGUGCAGUGGGCACAUGCUUGCCCUCUCCCCUCCCUGCCAUAGUCAUGCCUUUCUCGCUGUGAACUGGUGUCAGCUACAACACUCCAGUUAGGGCAGAGUCCCAAGCUCUUUGAGAGGUCUUGUAGAGCGCCGUGCUCUCGUGCUACUGUCGGUGGAGCUGCUGCUUCGCCUUCUCAGAGAGGCGCUGAAGCAUAGGGAGCCUUAGGCAUGACGGUUGGGCAGUGUACUCCACCACGGCUGGUAGAGCUGCGGUUUAAUUGUACUUUCUUAAUUCAGCUAAGAAUGUCAUACAGAGAGCGGGUGCUUGUGUCCACCUGUCUGCCGUCUCCCAGAAGAGGCUUCACACGUGGGUGAUGCAGGGGCUUCACAUGUGGGCGAUGCCAAGCACAUGGAUGGCUACACUGCAGGUCUGCUGUGGAUUGGGUCUGCUUCUGUUCACGUCGUAGAAGACUACACUAGCAGCGUGCUUCCGCUCUGCUGCCUUUUGAUACUUAUAACAUGUAUUAGGUUUUACUGUAUUGUGCUUCUCAAAGCCAUAAUUCUUAAGAAAUUUGUUUUUGCAUAUCGUUUGCUAAUACUUUGUUUUAAUAAACCUCAAAAUCUGCUUA
Messenger RNA from Grammomys surdaster, 6672 nucleotides. It is a transcript of the gene Smad5, whose product is annotated as SMAD family member 5. The transcript has 6 exons. Gene Ontology annotation, molecular function: I-SMAD binding; DNA-binding transcription factor activity, RNA polymerase II-specific; RNA polymerase II cis-regulatory region sequence-specific DNA binding. Lineage: Eukaryota; Metazoa; Chordata; Mammalia; Rodentia; Muridae. The record is from RefSeq and is a predicted model, not a curated record. Gene Ontology annotation, biological process: SMAD protein signal transduction; cell differentiation; anatomical structure morphogenesis. Bases 294 to 1691 code for a protein of 465 amino acids. Gene Ontology annotation, cellular component: heteromeric SMAD protein complex.